UUUACAACUUACUCUACAUCCAGAAAGUGAUGGGUGUAGUUAGCUACAGAUCACAUCAGGCUCUGCCUGCCACAAUGAAAUUUACAAACUGGUACUGUACACAUGCCCUGUUGUUUGCUGUUACGUUUACAUGGGCUGUCCAUGAGAUACCUGCCCCAACAUAUCAGCACUGGGAUCCGGUAACAUCUCACUCUUUUACCUGUGACAAAUGCCCUCCUGGUACUUUUGUUCAACAUCACUGCAAUGCAAAUAGAAAGACAGUGUGCUCGCCCUGUCCAGCGCAUCACUAUUCAGAGAACUGGCAUUGGGAUGAAGAGUGCCAGUACUGCACUGUGGUGUGCAAGGAGAAGCAGAACUUUCAACAUGAGUGCAACAGCACACACAACCGGUUGUGCAAAUGCAUUGAGGGCUAUCAUCUUGAAAUUGAAUUCUGUAUAAAACACAGUUCCUGUCGCUCUGGAUAUGGUGUAAAGAAGCCAGGUACAUCAGAAGAUGACACUGUUUGUGAGAGGUGCCCCGAGGGCUACUACUCAAAUGAACUUUCAGCUACAAAACCCUGCAUUAAACACACAAACUGUGCUGAACUAGGGUUGAGAACAUCUUAUCCAGGAACUGCAACAUGUGACGCGGUGUGUGACACGAAUGAGAAAGACUCAUCAUUUCAAUGCUUUCAUAAUCAGCUUGUAUGCUACACAGAUAUUACACUCUGUGAGGAGGUCAUGUUCCAGUUUAUAGCAUCUCAAGGUUUACCUGCGUAUCAGCUGGAUAUGUUAAUGGACAGUUUGCCAGGCCAGAAAGUGGAUGGCAGAAAUAUAGAAAUGGUCAAAAAGAUAUGCAACCCCAAGCAACAGACUAUUCGUCUGUUAAAACUGUGGAUGCACCAAAACAAAGACCAGGACAAAAUCUACAGCCUUAUUCAAAACAUGAAUCAAUGUGAAAGAGCUGUUUCCAGGUGCCCGGGCUUUAAGAACUUGACAUUGGACAAUGUUAAUGUGGUGAAGGAAAGUUUGCCAGGGAACAAGGUGAAGGAAGAGCAUAUCAGAUGGAUUGUGAAAACCUGUGAUCCCAAGCAGCAUAUUCCCCAGCUCCUGAGUUUGUGGAAGGCACAGAAUGCAGACCAAGAUACUGCAAAUGCACUUUCUCAAAGCGUUAAGAAACUCGGAUUACAGAAAUUGCCAAGAAAGCCUCUGCAAAGCCUUAGGAGAAUCGCAAACAUUUUCAACAGUUCUCCAAUACACAGAAUUUACCAGAAAACGUUUUUGGAAAUUAUUCAGGGGAGUAAGUGUUUAAAAGCCAAAUCCCUUAAUGAAUAGACAAAGAUUUAUUUUUCUUAACUUUUCACUUAUUUCUUAUUAGUGUUUUUUAUAGCCACUAGUCAGCUCCCUCCACGUCCAUGGUAAUGAUUUUUCCUGUGUGAUUCCUUUUUAUAGAAGAGCCCUUUUUACAUUGAACCCUACCAAGUAGAUUUGAUACCAAAUGUGUUAGCUUCUGGGAGAGUUUAGUGUAAAUGGACCACUACUGUGCCUGCUUCUAAUCCAUGUAAGGUUAUUUUUUAACUCUAAACUUUUAUUUUUGAAAGUGAUCAUAAAAUCUUAUUACCAGAUCCAAACACAAGGUUAUGAUCACUGAUGUCUUAGAAACAUGCAGUUGCUUCCAUUAUGUUUCUACAGGAUUAUUGCAUCGCCCUGUUUACAAGCAUUUUUUUUUUUUUAUUUAUUUUUUUAUUUUAUUGGCUUUGGCAGCUAUUAAGUCAGAAUCCACUCGAUGUACACCUGUGUCCUUUACACUGGUAUAUUUUGAGUGUUUUGAAGAAAGUACCAUAGAACUACACACACACACACAAAAAAAAAAAUUGCCAACCUACGCCAAAAACCCACAUUCAAGACUUCUGGUGUUCGUUCAAAGUAAAAUGUAGAGUGUCUUAUGCUAUUGUGUAGCAUCAAAUGUUUUUUUUUUUUUUUUUUUUUUUUAAAUGGAGAUUUUCCCUUUUUUGGGUCAGGUUUCUUAUGGGAUAAGGCAUAAGGUCUUUCUUGCCAAAAACAAUGAGUACUUUGCAGAUGUUACUUUGCUUAUUAUUACUUGUUUUAUGGAAGGUAUAUUUCUAUGAUUUGCCAUAAAUUAAUUAGUACAGACCUGACCAUUAAAGUGUAAAAUUAUAAUUUAGCUGUGUGUUUUAUGAAAUAUAUUGGAAGAGAUAUACAAAACAUGUAUUUGCAUUAUUUGUUUAGCUUCUGGUUUUUAAUUUUAGAUACUUCCUCAAAGUAGGGUGUUUAUUAGAAUCAUAGGGUUAUCUGCUAUGCAUAAGGCUAAUUAAAUACUGUAUUGGUAGUUAUUAAAAGCUGUAGUCCCUUAUUCUUUGAAAACUAAAAAUGACUAACUUGAUUUUCAUAUGUUUUUAAAGUACUAAGCGACAAUCUUUGAAUAACCUGCAUUUUUGUAUUGCUCAAGAUUUAAAACGGCUGCAUUUGGGGUAUAGUGGAUCAUAAAUCAGUUUCUGUAAGUUCUGUAAGAUUUGGACACGAAUAAUUGAAAAUGAUGUCAUAAUACCUGAAAUGCCAGACAAUUCUUUUAACCAUGUUUGUUAUCAGUAAAUGUUGAUUGUCCAUCUAUCUGUAACUGCUUAAUCCUAUAGAGGGUUGCGGUGAGCCAGUGCCUAACCCUGCAGACAUAGGGCGCAAGGCAGAACUACACCCUGGCCAGUCCAUUGCAGGGCAACUAAGGUGCAAUACAGAGAGGCCAAUCCACCUAGCCAGCAUGCCUUUGGAGUGUGGGAGGGAACCGGACUAUCUGGAGAACAUGCAAACUCCACACAGACAGACCCCUGAGAUCAGAAUUGAACCAAGGACCCAGAAGCUGUGAGGCAGCAGCGCUACCACCGUGCUGCUCCAAUGUUGGUUAUGUUAUUUAUUAAUUAGAUUUCUGUUUACAAAGUCAUACAUUGUAUAUUAGCAUCAUUCUUGAUCGGCAGAUGUUUUACAAGUUGUUUUGUAUUGUGACCCUUUAAGAAAAAUAAAUGGGUUGUGUUUGUGAGAUUGUAUGUGAUUUGUAUCUCAAUUUCUAUUCACUUAAAUGUAUUAAUAUUUACAUAUAACCAAACAACUGGAAAGUUAUAUGUGACCUCACAGAAAAGUAAUGAGAAAAUAUUUAUCGGAACGAUUUCUUAGCUAUUAUCAAAACACAUCAUUCA
Molecule: messenger RNA, 3187 nt
Organism: Polyodon spathula (Mississippi paddlefish)
Lineage: Eukaryota; Metazoa; Chordata; Actinopteri; Acipenseriformes; Polyodontidae
Product: tumor necrosis factor receptor superfamily member 11B-like
Exons: 5
Coding region: 30-1313 (427 amino acids)
Molecular function (GO): protein binding
Source: RefSeq, a predicted model, not a curated record